This is a messenger RNA of Arabidopsis lyrata subsp. lyrata, 1917 nucleotides long. Its product is annotated as putative disease resistance protein At3g15700. The record is from RefSeq and is a predicted model, not a curated record. Gene Ontology annotation, molecular function: ADP binding. Bases 107 to 1243 code for a protein of 378 amino acids. The transcript has 4 exons. NCBI's taxonomy places the organism in Eukaryota, Viridiplantae, Streptophyta, Magnoliopsida, Brassicales, Brassicaceae.
AGUUCAAGCCAUGGCUAACACGAUUAUCUAUAUACUUAUAUGGUUAUAACUUAUAUGUUCUUUGAGUGAUUAAUUCGUUGAAUUAAAGAAAAAAGAGAUAGUAAGGAUGGGAAAAGAUUUCAAGAGUAUGGUGACACGAUGCAUCUACGUAGGAAAAGAGAACGAUAACGUGAAGAAGCUGAAAACCGCGACGGAGGAGCUCAAGGAUUUACGCAACAAUGUGAUGAAAAGGGUCAAAAUGUAUGAAGACCAGCAGAAGCUGAAGCGUCUCGAGAAAGUCCAGGUCUGGCUUAGACAAGCCGAUGUAGCGAUCAAAGAAGCAGAAGAAAUUUUGAUAGCGAUGAUGUCUUCUUCUUCUUCAAAUGGAUCAAGCAUGAUGAGUUGUCACAAGAUGGACAAGAAGCUUUGCAAGAAGCUGAAAGAGGUUAAUGAGAUAAAGAGUAGAGGAACAUUCGAUGUGGUGGUUGAGAAUAGUGGCAUUGGUGGAUCGAUGAUGAUUUCGACCGUUGAUAGAGAUGAUCAGACGGUUGGAUUGGAGGCGGUUUCGGGGCUAGUGUGGCGGUGUAUGACGGUGGAUAACACCGGGAUUAUUGGGUUGUACGGCGUGGAAGGUGUUGGGAAGACGACGGUGUUGACUCAGGUCAACAACAGGUUGCUUCAGCACAAGUUAAAUGGGUUUGACUUUGUGAUUUGGGUGUUUGUGUCCAAGAAUCUGAAUCUUGAAAGGAUUCAGGACACUAUCCGAGAGAAGAUAGGGUUUCUUGAUAGGUUGUGGACGAACAAGACAGAGGAAGAGAAAGCCGGUAAGAUCUUCGAGAUACUUAGCAAAAGACGAUUCGCUUUGUUCCUUGACGACGUUUGGGAGAAAGUCGAUCUAGUGAAAGCUGGUGUGCCACCGCCGGAUGGACAGAACGGAUCAAAGAUCGUGUUUACAACCUGUUCGGACGAGGUUUGUCGGGAAAUGGGAGCACAAACUAAGAUCAAAAUGGAGAAGCUGCCAUGGGAGAGAGCUUGGGACUUGUUUAAGAAGAAUGCGGGAGAAGAUACAGUGAAGAGCCACCCGGACAUAACCAAAGUUGCUCAAGAGGUUGCAGCCAAGUGCGAUGGCCUCCCGCUGGCUUUGGUCACAAUUGGCCGAGCCAUGGCCUCUAAGAAAACACCUCAGGAAUGGCGUGACGCUUUGUACAUCUUGAGUAACUCUCCUCCUAAUUUCUCAGUUCUCAAGUUACUGGACAGGAACUAAUAUGUACACUCGAUCGAGGAACCGUGUUGUGCAUGGAGAGCUUAAAGAUAGCUGCGUAGAUUUUUAUUAGGGAGAUUAAUCAUUUUUGUGUAUUUUAUUUGAGAGUUAUUAUAUUAUUUACGUCACCGGCUUAGAGUUUGAAGAAUUUGGUUGAAGCUUGCAAUGUUUUGAUGGUUAAUUAUUGGUUUUGUAUUUAAUUUUCAUUUUUUAACUGAAAAAAGUUUGAUUCUCGUUACACGACGCAUGGAUUAAUCAGUUUAUUCAUUCGUUUCGUUAUUAUUGAUCAUAAAUAUCUAAGGACAAAAACAAAAUCUCCUGAAGGAUAAUAUGCUUAGCUAAUUAAAGUGGGAGUUAGGCACAAAUUUAGGCCAUAGUUCAAUAAUUGUAUUCCUUCUUAUGAUUAAUAUUAUGGUUGUCUUGUCUUCAUCACGGCACAUACUUUAUCAGUCUUUUAUAUUUUCUCGAAACUUCAAAUCAUCGACUCAUAUUCAUUAUAUACUAUAAUAUGCAUCAAUUCGUGAAAGAAAAUAGUAUUAUAUGCAUUAAUGUGUAGUCAGAAUAUAUUAUCGGAAUGUUUAAUAGUCGAAAGUAGGAUAAUCUUCAAGAAAAUGAGGAAAAUAAAAACCUGAAAUUCUUUGAAAGAUUUUUAACAAAAAAAAUCAAGAUUCAAAAGU